Molecule: messenger RNA, 1429 nt
Organism: Prorocentrum cordatum
Lineage: Eukaryota; Dinophyceae; Prorocentrales; Prorocentraceae
Source: the annotation of a GenBank genome assembly
CACUCGGUACCGCCUCGGGUGAUGGGCAAAAUUCUGCCCCUCGCAUUUUGCGCCGGCAUCCCACCCCAGUCGCGCGGGUGAUACCGCUUAUGACACCCCGCCCCAGCGCCGAGAGCCCGGGUGGUGCCAUGGAGGGCGCGGCCUACCUGGCCGGAGGCGAAGGCGGACGCGACGGCGACCAGGCAGUCGUCCGCUGGCAGUAUCUCUUCGAGGACAGCUACAUGUUUGACAGCACGAUCCCCGGGUGGCAUUCGUUCGGCCGGGAGGACGCCGCGAACCUCGAGAGCGCUUACCAGGCCAUGGACUCCGCGAGCUCCGAGCCGUGCCUGAGCAGACUUAGUGCCGGUGGCUACAGAUACGAGGUUGACGUCCGAGGGAUGGUGCAGAGGAACCUGCAGACGGGCAAGAGCAGGGCCGUGCGCCGCGCAGAGUUCCGCUACCAGUCGCAGGUGGUGGAGGACGGCGGCAGCUUCGUCCUGGAGGCCCGCCUGCGGGGCGGUCAGGAGGUGAGCUGGGCGUGGGAGGUGCAGGGCGACCGCGGCGACAGCCUCGACUUCCGGGCCGACUUCGCCGCGGACUCCGCGGCGGGCUCGCUGCUCCCCUGGGGCGCGGCGGAGACGCUGGCCAGGGGGUCUCAGAGCGAGCACGCGUGGAGCUAUGCGGCGCGCGGGGCUGGGCGGCUGAGGCUGUGCUGGAGCAGCCCCCGGUCCUGGUCCGCGGCCGCGCCCCGCGUGCUGCUGGUCGAGUGCUGGCGGGGCGCGGCCACCGAGGAGGUGGCCGGCCUCCCGUGCGCCGCGGAGUGGCUUGCGGCCGCGGGGGUGGCUGAGCCAGCAGGGGAUGGCGAGGUUCGGAGGAGGGAAAGACACCGCUGCAGCGUCCUUCAUCGCCACGACCGGGUUCGCCUAGAAGUCCUGGUCAGGGCGCGCCCCAGGAGAGGUCCGGCGAGCGGCGGUACCGGCAUCGGCUGGUGUCUCCAGAGGCGGCAGAGGCCCGCGGACCCGCGGGAGCGGUUGGUGGCGCGGAGGAGGAAGAAGAGGGCGAGGAGUGGCAGGAGGGCGAGGCGGAGUCCUUCUUGAGGCCCUUCAGCGCCCUCGGCAUGAGGGAUCCUACCGAGGGCAUGGGGAGGGAGGCGGCAGAGGCGGCAGCCGCUGCCGGGAGUGCCGCGGCGACUGAGCCCCCCUACUGGUCCGGGCGGGCACGGGCUUGCCCAGAGGGCUGGCACCCGGAGCACGUCGGCGACGAGACCACUCUCGAUGCCCUCAGGCGCAUGCUCGCAGUGGCCAGGCCCGAGGAGCUCGGGAAAGGCUACGACGUGAAGAGGUACUCCCGCACCUACAGGCGGCUCGACAUCUCGGGCCCAGGACCCCAUCGGCCAUGUUAUUCCUCUCCUCCCUGGACUCCCCCAUUUCUCUGACCUCCCCUACCCCCC